UUUCUUUCAUCUUGGAAUCGGGAAUCAGCAUCGGAAGUGAGCACUUCGUUUAGCAGAAAAAGUAUUUUUUCGACAAAAAAUUUAAAUAUUGCUUGUAAAAACUUGUAUAGUUUGGUUGGCCAACGUCUGUACUUUUGUUUGGUGUCGCUCAACACACCUUUAGCAAAAAUGGACCGCAACAAUGAUCGAGGAGGUGGCGGCGGCGGUGGUGGUGGUGGUGAUCGCGGUCGUAGGCACCGUUCCAAGUCACGUUCUCGUGAAAGGCGUCGCAGUCGCAGUCGGGGCGAUAAAAAGCAACGCUCCCGAUCAAGGUCACCCUACCGAAAGGGCCGCUCUCGUCGCAGGAAGCCUUCCCUGUACUGGGAUGUUCCGCCACCGGGUUUCGAACACAUUACACCGCUGCAGUACAAGGCCAUGCAAGCAGCCGGCCAAAUUCCGGCAAAUAUUGUAGCUGAUACUCCACAAGCGGCUGUACCGGUUGUGGGUUCCACUAUUACCCGCCAGGCUCGACGGUUAUACGUCGGAAACAUUCCGUUCGGUGUGACGGAAGAGGAGAUGAUGGAGUUCUUCAACCAGCAGAUGCACCUAUCCGGGUUAGCGCAAGCUGCCGGAAAUCCGGUGCUUGCGUGUCAAAUCAAUUUGGAUAAGAAUUUUGCCUUCCUCGAGUUCCGUUCGAUUGACGAAACCACACAAGCGAUGGCUUUCGAUGGUAUUAAUUUCAAGGGACAGAGUUUGAAGAUUAGACGACCUCAUGAUUAUCAACCGAUGCCUGGUAUGACAGAUUCUGCAGCUAUCAGCGUACCAGCGGAGAAAUUCACCGGCGUCAUUAGCACCGUAGUACCGGAUUCGCCCCAUAAGAUCUUCAUCGGUGGUUUGCCGAACUAUUUGAACGAGGACCAGGUCAAGGAGUUGCUGCUUUCAUUCGGACAACUAAAGGCUUUCAACUUGGUCAAAGACGCUGCUACUGGCCUCAGUAAAGGUUACGCUUUUGCCGAGUAUGUCGAGUACACAAUCACCGAUCAGGCAAUUGCAGGUUUGAAUGGAAUGCAGCUCGGCGACAAGAAGCUCAUCGUUCAAAGGGCAAGCGUUGGAGCGAAGAACUCGAAUGUGGCAGCUGUGGCGCCUGUACAAAUUCAGGUACCCGGUCUCUCACUGGUUGGUUCCUCUGGUCCACCGACGGAAGUGCUCUGUCUGCUGAACAUGGUUACACCGGACGAGCUGAAAGACGAGGAAGAAUACGAGGACAUCCUGGAGGACAUUAAGGAGGAGUGCAACAAAUAUGGCGUGGUUCGCAGUGUGGAAAUUCCGCGACCCAUCGAGGGUGUCGAUGUUCCUGGCUGUGGUAAGGUCUUCGUCGAGUUCAACUCGAUCGUAGACUGUCAGAAGGCCCAGCAGGCACUCACCGGGCGCAAGUUCAGCGACCGCGUCGUCGUUACCUCAUACUUCGACCCCGAUAAGUAUCAUCGUCGCGAGUUUUAAGUUGACUAGCUAGCUUUCCACCUAGUCAGUAGGCGGGAAGUCAGCACAAGCAAACAGACAAAAAAUAAUACAAUAGGUCUUUUGAUUGUAAUGGUUAAUUUUAGGUUCCUCUAAACAACAACUGCACAGCAGCGUUGAAAAGCGUACGUGCAGAAUUAAUUCAGUGGAGGGUUUAUUAAUUUCGAAACAAUCAAAACUUUAGAAAGAUAACACGCAUUGUGCAGUUAAACUUCGACCUAACACACCGACAAAUACACAUAAUUGUGCCGGCUCUACUUGUUCAAAGUUUUAUUGCGAAAGUUUCCAUUUCAGUUUUGUCUGCAAUCAUUUUUCUAUUAUUAAUACUGUUUCCCAUGAGCUUUGUGAUGUUAAAGCUGAUUAACGCUAGGCCAACGCAGAGUGUCUUAAAAAUAAUAUAAAUUCAAAAGCAACACAAUACUAAGGGUUGAAUUCAGACAAUACGAACUGAUUUUUAUGCGCAUUAAACCAGCAGCAGAGAAGCUCACAUAGACAGCUCAUGGGUAUGCUAACUGUUGUGACUUGCACGAGUAAAACUUUUUCAAUUAAAACAAUUACCUUUGCUUAGACUGUAAAAGUGUAGGCACAGUGAGUGCAUCAUCUCGGAUGAAUUUGAUCUGAUGUGUGGUAACCAGCAGAAGACUUGACGAGUGAUGAAAGGUGUUUUAAUUAAAAUCUUGCGCAGGUAAAUAUUUCCGUCAGUAAUUGCAGCCUGAGCUUUUACCAUCGUGCAUCUUCGUCGAAUCGUAAUGUUUUGGAGAACCGUUCGUGUGAAUGAAACUUUCAACUGACAACAUAAAUAGAGUAACGAAUAAAUUGCGUUUCAGUAUAAUGCAAAUUGAAAUAAAUUGCACUUCGCGGUAUUUAGUUUA
This is a messenger RNA of Topomyia yanbarensis, 2369 nucleotides long. It is a transcript of the gene U2af50, whose product is annotated as splicing factor U2AF 50 kDa subunit. The coding region runs from base 169 to 1479 and encodes 436 amino acids. Lineage: Eukaryota; Metazoa; Arthropoda; Insecta; Diptera; Culicidae. Gene Ontology annotation, biological process: mRNA processing. The transcript is spliced from 6 exons. Gene Ontology annotation, cellular component: U2AF complex; U2-type prespliceosome; nucleus. The record is from RefSeq and is a predicted model, not a curated record. Gene Ontology annotation, molecular function: pre-mRNA 3'-splice site binding; poly-pyrimidine tract binding.